Molecule: messenger RNA, 2700 nt
Organism: Cuscuta campestris
Lineage: Eukaryota; Viridiplantae; Streptophyta; Magnoliopsida; Solanales; Convolvulaceae
Source: the annotation of a GenBank genome assembly
UUUUAUUCCCAAUUAGGGUUUAUCGGGGGAACAAUCGGUUACUCCAUUUUGAUCUGCGAGAAGUGCCUAAUCUUUAAAAAGAAAUUAGAUUAGGGAUUGGGGGCGGAUGGGGAGCGGAGAUGAUCAGGCGUUUAAGGUCAACUUCAGCGGCGAAGGAGUGGCAAAGCUCAGGGAGAAAGUGCAGGAGAAGCUCAUGGAGUUCAUGGGUGACUACUCAGACGAUACACUAGUGGAAUACGUCAUGGUCUUGCUACGAAAUGGUAGGAACAAAGGCGAAGCAAAAAAUGAAUUGGAUGUUUUCCUGGGCGAUGACAGCGAAUCUUUUGUUUCUUGGCUAUGGGAUCAUCUUGGUUCAAACUUAAAUCUGUAUGUGCAACAACAAAAAGCCCCUCCCGACAGAGUGACCCAAACAAGGCCUCUAAGUGUGGAGCAUGCAGGGAAGAAUGAAAUGCACCAUGUGAAAUAUGGAUCUGAUCAAGUGAAACCUGACGUGACUAGACCCCGGCACAAAAGGGAAUGGAAGGGGUUGCUCAGAGAUACAGAAGAACACCAAGCUAUUGUGGUGGACACUACUUGUCCAGAGGUGGGAAAUCAGCCUAAACUUUCUUCUACAGUGCACUCUGCAUCUCCCGAGCUAGAAACUCAGAGGAAAAGAGGUCGGUCUGAAGAUGCUUCAACAAAGAAGAGAGAAUCAACUUCCCAGGCAAAUAUUGCUGCUCCACGAAGGUUGCUGCAAUUUGCAGUGCGAGAUGCACUGGCUACUUCUAGGCAAUCCAAUUUAGUUGCUGAACCAUCAUUGAAACGCCUUCGUUCUGUGGUUUCUACAUCCAUGGGGGAAUCAACUGAAGAUCAUCCACUUAGACUGCGAUCUGUUGCAAGAUUAGCAAAUCCCGAGGCCACUACUAUUAGAACCAUUGUUGAAGCUGCAAAGGAUAUAAAAAAAGUUAGAUCCUCAUCUAAUGUGUUUGAUAGGCUUGGUAGUGUCCCUAAUACAUUCGGUACUAGAGACCAACUUGAGUUGAUGGAUGAUGUUUCUGAAGAUGAAAAGUUUGUUGAUGUAGCAGAAGUUCCCUCAACUUACCAUCACCAAAGAAGUGAUUAUAGUGAGCAGUAUGCUGCAAAAUUGCAAAGUGACACAUGGAUGGAUCCUAUCCAUGAUGACACCAGUUUUAUGGGUCUAAGGGCUGUGGAUGCUUCUCAGAGGCGCUCAUACGCUGGAAUCAACUCUGAGAGCCCGCUGUUGGUUGAACACAUUGCGGGUGAUAGUUCUGAUGGAAUAGUGCAGAAGUCGCUUGUGGAUCAAGAUCAGCCUACACCUACACAUUAUGCUUCUCGUACUUUACCCUUAAAUACGAAUACUUGGAAAUCACCUAAAUACCAGGAGGCUAGGAAUGCAUUGGAGACGGGCUAUAGUAAAUCUACACAUAGUAGUGAGAUGAUGGGAACCAAGCCCAUCACGCCACUUGUGAACGAGAACAGUGAUCCUGUAGCUGUUAAUAAUGGAAAUGCCAAAUCUAGUGCAGAUACAGAAGCAGCAUCCCAAAAGAUACUGUCUGUUGUUCCUGGCUUAUAUCCCACUGGUACACAUACAGAGGAUUCUGAUUCCAGGACAAUAUUUGUCAAUAACGUUCAUUUCGCUGCUACAAAGGACAGUCUCUCGCGGCAUUUCAAUAAAUUUGGAGAUGUGCUCAAGGUGAUUAUUUUAACUGAUGCAGGAACUGGUCAACCUAAAGGGUCAGCCUAUAUAGAGUUCAUGAGAAAAGAAUCUGUGGAGCAUGCUUUAUCACUUGAUGGAACCUCAUUCAUGUCACGUCUUCUCAAGGUUGUGAGGAAAAGCUCUGCGCCUCCUGAAGUAUCUGCUGCACCUUCCAUGCCAUCAUGGCCGCGGGUUUUGAGAGGGGCGCCAUAUAAUUUUGGCCGGAGCCCUUUCCCUUUUAGGGGUGCCAUACAAAGUCCAUAUAGGUCUCCCAGCCCUGCACUGAAGCCCGGUGCAAGGAGCAUGCAAUGGAAACGCGGUGCUCAGUCAACUCCAAAUCAAUCUGCACCUGCCUCUGGCAGUCCCUCUUUUGCCCCUCGGAGCAUGACAUAUGUUCGCACUGAACAGAGAACAAAUGGAACUUCUGAUGCUGCUGUGUAGUUGACCAUGCCAUUGACUUCCAAUCUGGGAAAGCUCAAAACCCCGACACACAGUGCUCCCUGGCACUGUGUGGAUUAUGUUUUCUCGCUCGGUAAGUGACAUCAGCAUUCGCACGGGAAAUAUUGAAUGGAUGAAGGAAGGAAGGUAGGGAGGGUAUAACCGUCUUUUGGUUCUUAAGACAUGCUGGGGUGGGAGUCACCUCCACUUGUUUAUACAUAAAUAUAUAUGAUGGGAUAGCGCUCACUUGCUCUUUUUAUCAUGUAGUUGCUAAUUCUCUUAUGUACCCUCUUGUUUCUUCUUUGGUCAUAUGUGAAUAGGAGGAGAGGCCAGUGGAUUUUUUUUCUUCUUUCAAUCCAUUUUCAUUUUGAUUUUUCUGAGCUAUUGAAAAGGAAAAAAAGAGGGUAGUUGUGAGAGGAAAUAGAGAAGCUGAGGCAUGGCUUGUUUGCAAGUGAUGUCAUUUUUACUGGUCUAAAUAUUUAUUAUUUUCCCCCCUACUUUUGGUCACAUGAAGAUUAUGCAAUUUCCAUUUGUUUUGGACUAGUUUCUGCUGCACUGUCAUUAUA